AUGCUUAUUCAAAGAUUUGCAGAUGCUGCGAUGUUUCCAGGGACUUAUUCAUCUUAUGAGGUGACUUCAUAUCCUGAAAUAAUACUAUUACCUAGUCCAAUUGAUGUAAAUACUAAGAUGCCAUGCCUCCUGUUUACUGCAAGAAAAACUUCACAUAUUUUAAUAGUUUAUGCUCAUGGGAAUGGUGUUGAUAUAGGAGAACUUCAUGCCAGAUUUAAAUACAUGGGUGAUAGACUGAAAGUUCACUUUUUUGCAUUCGACUAUCCUGGUUAUGGAAAGCAUGGUGGAAGAUCUGAUGAAAGUACUGUUGAUAUGUGUAUGAAUAUUGUAAUGGGAUUCAUAACACAACAAUUACAAUGGCCACUUGAAAAUAUUAUUCUUUGGGGAUGUUCAAUUGGAUCAGGACCUACAACUCGCUAUGCAAAAAUAUUAAACCAAAAUAAACAGAAUUUGGGUGGGUUGAUAUUACAAUGCCCAUUUAAAAGUAUUAAACAUGCAGCAGAAUCUUUUGCUGGAAAGAUUGGAAGACUUUUGAUAACUCAAAGAUGGAAUGUUCAAGCGGAAGUUGCAGAGUGCUCUUGUCCUGUUUUAUGGAUACACGGUAAGAAGGAUAGUAUGUUCUCUUGGUUUGGUAGUUAUGAGAUGUAUAAUAAUUAUCAUACAAAUAAAAGAAGCUGUCAUUUUCCUGAUGAUGCAACUCAUCAUUUCUUUGAUAUGGAACAGGACAUAAUAAAGCCGGUUGAUAAUUUUAUACGUAAAUUCAUACUUGAAAAUACAAAAAAGAUUUGUAAUUUUAAAAAUAAUGGAGAAAAAAUGAAGAAUUUACGUGGAAGAAUUAGUCAAAGUACUCUUAACUCAUUUAGACCAACAGUAUUAGAUACCUAUUUAACAAGAAAUAUUAAUAUCAAAACUUCAAACAAUUCUUCAGGAAUAUCUUCUAAUUCUUCAAUGGCACUUAAUCCAACAUUAAGUAUGAGAAUUAUUGGUCCUAAGGAUUUUAAAACAGCAUUAUUUUUCUGGAGUGGUAAUCACGAUACUACUGAACCAUUUUCAUCAUCAGCUUAUUUAGAUGGUGAAUUUCCUGUCAAAUAUAUUUGGUUAAAUGGUGAAUCAGGUGAAUAUACAUCAAACAAUGAUGGUAAAUACUCAACUGAAAAUUUAACAGCUUCAUCUAGCUAUCUAAUUUCAUCAGAUGAAAGUGAAUUAGAUGAUGAUGAUGAUAAUGGAAUUCAUCUAAACUAUCCUUUAAGUCAAAUUAAUGUGGGAAAAACUUCCUUUAGAUAUAUAGGUAGGAGGUUAAAUAGAUAUAAACAAGUUCCCUUGCAAACAGGCUAUACUUUGCUGGGUGACCCAACUUAUUUUAGACAUGAAUGUCGGCAAAUGUUUGAAAAAUUAGGAAUAAAACCCUUCACAAAUUCAAAUGAGCUUCUCUUGAAUUUCUGGCCAAUUCAAAAUCUUUAUCGAUACUUAUACAAUCAAUUUAAAGUAUUCUUCCAAAUAAUUUUAGAACAAAUUGAAUUACAAAAUUUUUCAUUUAUUACCAAUAGUAAAGAUACAUUUAUGUCUAUAAUAUGUUGGGUAAGAAGGAUGUAUUAUCUUUAUACUCCUUCUUUAUUUAUGAAUACAAUUUAUGCAUAUCAAGCUGCUGUAGACCAAUGGGUAUUAGAUGGUGUUACUAUUGGCAAUAUUUAUGUUCAGUUACAAUCUAUAAAUGGUAUUAAGGGUAGAAUGGUAGUUAAUUUACUGGAAAAAUCUCCAAUAAGCAGAAAUUUCCCACCUCCAUUUUAUCUUAUAGUCCCUUUGUAUAUGCCACCUAAGCCAUACUUCCAACCUAUUGCAGAGUGGAUAGUAAGAUACAUGUAUCAUUUACAUACAAUGAAUGUAAAAACCGGUAUUAGUAAAAAUUCUAAGAUCAAGAGCAAAAGUAAUUUAAGUAGCUUUUCUACUUUAAACAGUUUAGAGACUACUUGUUUAUUGGAGGAACUAACAUAUUCAGUUUUAAAUAACUUUUUAUUAUGUAGAAAAAGACCUAAAUUAGAGAAACUAUGCUUAAUAACUGGAAUGGGAAAUUGGUUUCCCUUCGGAUGGGAUGAAUUUUUUAUUAAAUUAUUCGAAAUUAACAGUUCAUUUUAUAUACAUAAGAUGAAUUUAAGCUUUGGAAAUAUAUAUACUGAUGACAAUUUAAUGCGUUCAAUUAAUUAUGACCAAAGUUCUUUUUUAAAACUUUUAAUUCCACAUCAUUUACCCGAAUCAGCUUCUUUAGAGAUACUUUUCGGGAUUUUGAAGACCAAAAUAAAAACUAGGAGUGAGUGGAUAGAGAGUAUUAAAAAAGCAUCUUUAAGUUCAUCUAAUUGUUCAAAUACAAGUGAAAAAAGUGCAGCAAUGAAUGAAGUGGAAAUAUUGGUUUCAAGAGAAAAGGCAAUAGAUCCACUUAAAUCUUUUUCUCCUGAAGUAUGCCAAAACGUGUUCAAUACUUUAAUUUUGAUUAUAAAGAUGGCCUUAUUGCUCCCAUUUGGUAUAUCAAAUGAAUCAAAUGCUUAUGAAGAUACAAAUAAAAAUUAUACACAGCAAUUUACCUAUAAAGAAGUAAAUCCUAAAUCUUUAAAUGAAUCAAUAGAAGAAAACAAACAUACAGAUAAGGAAGAAUACUACUUUGUUAAUACUAAAAAUGGGAAACAAGCAAAUUGGAGUCAUAUUUUAGAAAGUAUGGAGACAUUUGCAGAAUUUAUGAAUAAAAUAAAUUAUUGUCAGGUAAAAUUACCACUGCCAGGAAUAAGUCAAAGUUUUAGAGGAAAAUUAACAAGUAACAAUAGGUAUUGGAAAAGGUAUAUUAGUGAAAAUAAUUUUAAAGUCUAUGAUACUUCGGAAACAGAGAUGAAUAUAUAUAAUGUAAUAAAGCUUACUGAAAUCCAAGAUAAAAUAACCUAUAUGUGUGAAACUGAUGGAUCUCAAAACCUUGAAACUCCAGUUUAUUAUGAUGAAAUUGAGUCACCAGAACAACAAGAUACUAGAUCAUUUCAUGGUAAGAUCAUAAUGAAAAGUUGCGAUGAUAAUAUUAAUAGUAGCAAAUGUGGGAGCGAAACGAACAUAAAUAUUUGUGAUAACAUUACAGAUAGUUCUAAUCAGGACAACAGCCAAAUUAACUAUAAUUCUAGUAAAAGUAAAGGUAUAGAAGAUGAAAAUGUAAAGUAUAUAGUAAAUAAGGGGAAAUCAGAUGAGUUACCACUAACGUGGGAAUCCGUACUAUUAAAUUCAAAAAAUCCCUUAAUGAUAAUAAAUAAAAUGAGUUAUCAUGACAAGAUAUAUAUGGGCAUGGCACCUUCAAAUUACACUAUUUUACACCGCUGGCUAUAUGAGAAGUAUCCAUUUUUAAGAUUAGAUCAUGAAUCUGAAUAUAUAUUUCAACUAUUAUGGCACUUUGCGCACUGUUGCUUAUACCACGGUGGCCUAUUAAUGAAACCUUCAAAUAUAUCAGAGGUAUCAAACCCAAAUAUCUCUGAAGUUUUUCAAUUAUGUUCGAAGGUAUAUCCUAUUCAGUGUUUACUUUUAAUUAUAAGUAUAACACGUCGUGCAAUUGAAAAUCCAAAUUAUGCUGAUAUUCCUCUAUUAAACUGGUAUGAAAAUAAUAAACUCGAUAAGAAAAGUAACUAUUUAGGAUUUAACUCAGCAUGUUCGCAUACCUCACUCUCUGAAAAUAAAUAUUUGUAUAUUUUAGAAAGUAUAUUGUCAAUAUCAAUGGAGAUACUAGAACAAGGUGUAUGUGAUCAAAUUGUUUAUUAUAAGAUCGACAAUGAUAAUAAUAUAAAUAUAGCUAACCCAGCAACUGAAUACCUUGAAACUAAUGUACAAGCUACGGAUAAAUUACUACCCUUUAGAAGUGAUUUAAUUCCUCCAUCAUGUUCAUCUACAAUUGAAUCUAUUCAAAAGCAAAAUAUUAAUGAUGAUGAGGAAGAUAAACAGAAAGUUAUUAUAUACUCAUCAUCUUCUCUAAUAGAUUUAAAUAGUAGCCAGAUUAGGGAAUCUAAGGAGCCAAAAUUCCCGAAAGAUACGCGAAUUUUACGGAUUCACAAUUACUCAACUGCAGAAAAUAAUAUAGGCGCUGACAAGGGUAUCCAUGAAAAUACAUUCCAAAUCCCACUAUCAGAGAUAACAACGAGAAAAUCGAGAAGUAUUUCACUUUCUCCAUUAAGGAUAUUAAAAUUUAAGAAGUAG
Messenger RNA from Cryptosporidium muris RN66, 4212 nucleotides. RefSeq lists its product as uncharacterized. Gene Ontology annotation, molecular function: palmitoyl-(protein) hydrolase activity. Gene Ontology annotation, cellular component: membrane. Bases 1 to 4212 code for a protein of 1403 amino acids. The transcript has a single exon. The record is from RefSeq and is a predicted model, not a curated record. NCBI's taxonomy places the organism in Eukaryota, Apicomplexa, Conoidasida, Eucoccidiorida, Cryptosporidiidae.